AUGGCUGACAGGGGCUUAGCUGUGCGCUCACCACCAAAGCGAGCUCCACAACGUAAGGCACAGAUUACUCAACAAGGCCCGACAGAGCCUCUUUCCUUGGUGCCCCGGGGGUCUGUGUUUCGGCGCUAUUGUCUCUGUGUCAGUAUGGAUAUGUGUGCCUCUAUCCCUUCUCAGGGGUCGUCUGUCUUGCACGGGUCUUCUGUCACCAUAGAUGCACCUGUCAAGAAGAUGCUUCAACCCAUGUGGAAAACCCCGCUCUCUUCCCAGGAAUUCUGCAGAUUUUGGGAGGAGGAUUGGCCACAGCUGCGAGCACUGCGAAUCCAAGCACUGAGGGGCUGUCUGGUCACGCUCCGCUCCGUUGAUUCUGCAGCUAUAACGCUACUCAAGGAUAGGGUCUAUGAGGCCCAGCAGUCUUUUAGUGCGGCCAAAGAAGUUCAUGAUAAUGAUCAGGCUAUGAUCCACGUCUGCCGGGAGGAUGCAUUACGAGAGGCAGCGCUUCUCGGGCAUGCUGACAGCAAAAUCCUGGAUUCCAUGACACACCUUGCAAACUAUUCCACCCAAGGACUCAGCAGUCAUAGCUCAGGACACGCUUCUGCAUGUACUAAUCUAGAUGCUCUUGAACAGCACAUGCUUAGACUCUAUAAGCAGCUCUUUUUCAGGGCUUUUCACCUUCGCGUUAUCUACAUACAGAACAUGUUACGCUUAUCAAGCGCAGUGAUUCUAGACAAUGAUACUUACAUGCUCCUCAGAGGCACUCUAUUGACGUGGCACAAGCUUCUCUGUUACAAGAGGUGUCUUAUGCAGAUAGACAGUCUUGUCUCCGGCGUGCUGAGUAUGUUCACUAAAAGAAGGUGCCUGGAUCAGUGGCUUAGUGCCUUACACACGCGCGUGGCUGUCCAGAGAGAAAAGGUUUUGCGGAGAUUGCUCUACGACUCCAUUGGGCCCUCUACUACAAGCUAUCCAGAGCCUUCUAUUUUUUCUUCUCCCUCUAUCCUGCAGCAGGAGCCGUCGAGAACGAUCACAUACAGAUCAAGCGAGCCCUAUCUCACUCAUUUAUACAACAUAUUCAUAGCAGUAGGAACUCCGUUGACUCCGCAAAGCCGUUCGGUCUUGUCCCUUACGGACCUCUCUAUUGUUAUAGGACUAAUAUCUAAGCUGUCCCGCAUCCGCAGAAAGGCCUGUAUAGUGUUUAACCCUAGUGACACCAAGCGUAUUCACGAAACGAGGCCAUCUUUCAUCGCUCUCAGUGAAGUACUACAAUCAGCACAUACAAGGGCAGCUUUAGAAACAUUUGGAGCAACCUAUUAUAACAGUAUCCUUGUUCAAAAGGUGUUCUCAAGGCUUCGGGACGUGUUCUACCUACACACCUUACAUAAUCUUGCGAUCAUCUACUACACUUAUGUCGAGAAAUCGCGCAUAAUCAAGAUUUUAUCACUAGGCCUGAGCGUACAGCGGCAGUGUGUCUUGGUCGCAGGGACAAGACUUAUCCUGAGGAUUUCGUUUGCCCAUCUGUGUCACGCAUAUGCAGAGGCGAGUGCCUUUAAAGAUAAUCAAUCCGACCAAUUCUACCGCAACCUUUUGGUCUCCAUUGCUUGGAGACACAUCUCAUCACUGGCGAAAAGGUAUGCUGAGCUAACCUCUCGGGCUGCUGGCAUACUAGCACGAUCGACCCUUGACCUUAAAAGAAGCGCAUUUGAAUCUUUUAAAUUAGCUUAUAGUUGCAGCGUGUUCUUAGAACAGCAUAUCAAUAAUAGGCGCAACUUUAGAUACAGGCGGAUCUUCUGGGCCAUGCACAGACUGGCACUACAGCGCAGAGCGCUUCGUAAGAUAGUGUGGGAAAUUUCACUUCCGUGUUAUAGACAUACGAUUCAGCUGGAAAGCUAUCGUGCCUCACGGACCUACCAGCAUGACAUCUGCCGCAUCUGUAUCCGCCACUGGCACGAGGUCUCUCUACGUAACCAAAGAGCCCUAGCGCUGCAGCAGCUGGUUGUGCAAGCAGAUGCGUUUCACACCCAAAAGCUAACCCGCUUUGUUCUGCACUUACUUCUGUUAAAGACUAGGCAGAAGCAGGAAAGCCGUCUCUUAUUCUACAGGCGACAAAUCUGCCUGGUGAAGGCUGCCUUUAGACAGUGGAAUAUACGCUUGUAUCAGCAUCGAAGAGUCAUUAAUCUGGGGGCUACCCUAAAGGUGAUAAUGGACGCGUAUACGGCGCGGUUUGCAAACGCCAUCGUAACUGAGGUGUUUCACCAGUGGAGAAUCCAAACAAAGUCACGAUGCUCCCAUAGCUUCAUGCUCCAAAGGCAGGCGUUUCAAGCGAUGUGCGCUAUAUCAGUAUCAAUCAGAUAUCUCCAUAUAUCAGAUAAGCAAUACUGGCGGUCUCUCAUGCGGAGGGCGUUCUCCACCUUGACUGUGCUCCACCAAUACCAAUGCCUUCUAACCAAAUUGGAUAAAAAAUAUGAGCACACGUUAAAGCAAGUGGGAUUAUCUUCACUAAGAACUAGCUACAUGCUGAUCAUUAGAGACACAGCGCGAGCGGACCAAUUUUAUCAGCGCUGUCUUUUGACCAGGACAUGCAAGGCGCUGGAGUAUGUGGCAGUUAGGUCUCGGAUAUAUACAUAUGUCUACACAAUAGGAAUAAGGUACAUCAAGUUUUUUUAUCUGCGACGAUGGAAGCUGUCCCUUCGUGCAUCCAGAGAGGCCAUUUAUCUAGAGAAGCAGGCAGAUUCUUUUUACAAAGGGCUGCUGGAGCGUUGGGCAGAUAAGGCUCUCUGUGGCUGUAGUGCAAGAACAGAUAUCCCAGUGUCGUGUCUUGUAUCUCACACAAACAAGGAGCUUUUAGAAACCGGGCUGCUUGGAAGCAUAGUUCUAAGUUCCAAAGUCCUAAAGGCGCACUUAUUGCAUGAAAAUAGAUUACUACUCGCUGUUUUUGACGAAUGGCGGUAUGCGGUGAUCCGAAGGCACCGUCUUAUAAGUAUGCGCGGGCCCAUUUAA
Messenger RNA from Giardia duodenalis, 2991 nucleotides. RefSeq lists its product as uncharacterized. The transcript has a single exon. Bases 1 to 2991 code for a protein of 996 amino acids. Lineage: Eukaryota; Fornicata; Diplomonadida; Hexamitidae. The record is from RefSeq and is a predicted model, not a curated record.